Molecule: messenger RNA, 964 nt
Organism: Daucus carota subsp. sativus
Lineage: Eukaryota; Viridiplantae; Streptophyta; Magnoliopsida; Apiales; Apiaceae
Product: vacuolar protein sorting-associated protein 32 homolog 2
Exons: 7
Coding region: 146-790 (214 amino acids)
Biological process (GO): vesicle budding from membrane; late endosome to vacuole transport via multivesicular body sorting pathway
Cellular component (GO): ESCRT III complex; multivesicular body; cytoplasmic side of plasma membrane
Source: RefSeq, a predicted model, not a curated record
UCAACUCAUACUUCUCAUCCCAGACAACUUGUGAUUCUUCAAUUACGAGGCUUAAAAGGUGUAAAGAUCGAAUCUUUUUUACCGGGGUACUAAGAUUAGGGAUAUAUCAAUUAUAUUUGUUUGUGGUUUCACAAAGAAUUCAGUCAUGUUCACCAAGAUUUUUGGUAAGCAGAAGCAGGAGACAACUGCUCUUACAUCUUUGGAGAAGUUAAAUGAGACACUUGAGAUGCUUCAGAAAAAGGAGAGUGUGCUUACAAGAAAAGCUUCUGCUGAAGUUGAGAAGGCCAGGGAAUUUACGAGAGCAAAGAAUAAGAAGGCGGCUAUACAAUGCUUGAAGAGGAAAAGAUUGCUGGAGCAGCAAAUUGAGCAGCUUGGGAACUACGAAUUGCGCAUCCAUGAUCAGAUGAUAUUGUUAGAAGGCGCAAAAGCUACAACAGAAACUGUUGAUGCUUUAAGAAGUGGAGCAGCAGCAAUGAAGGGAAUGCAAAAAGCAAUGAGUAUGGAUGAUGUAGACAACACAAUGGAUGAAAUAAAUGAGCAGACUGAACAUAUGAAACAGAUACAGGCAGCAUUGGCUGCUCCAAUGGGUGCAGAUUUCGAUGAGGAUGAGCUGGAAGCAGAACUUGAGGAGUUAGAAGGUGCUGAUCUAGAGGAAGAGCUUCUUAAGCCUCCUGAGCCUGUGGCUCCAAUACAGAUCCCAGCAGGCAAACAAUCAGCUCGCCCACCCCCUCAGAAGCUCACAGCUGAGGAAGAGGAAUUAGAAGCAUUACAGGCUGAAAUGGCUCUUUGAGCUAGUCCUUAUUGAUUUUUAUCUGUUGGAGGUUAUAUAACUAUUAUGAAUGACUGGAUGUACUCGACUAUUCGCCAUGGAGUUGACAGCAUUUUCCUGUAGUCGGUCUCAAGCCAGAACUUUGUUUUCUUUGUAUGUUUCAAGUGUUCUAUUUCUAUACCGGAUUAAGAUGUA